ACUUAGCUAUACCUAUAUGAUGUGUUCACUGUACACAGUGUAUACUUCUGCGCGGUACCAUAGUACAUACGACUACGUAAUUCUGUACAUCGUGUGGAUUUUUCAAUUAAAAAAUGGCUUCGCCUAAAAUAAAUUUAUACGAUCUUUCGAAAAAAGAUCGGGAAACAUUAGAAUGGAAAUUCGCAAGAAGAAAGACAUUGCGUGAACAAUAUUUGAGACAAAUACUCCAUCCAACGAAACAGCAAAUAGUCUCCGACGAUGCAGUGAAAAGAUAUGCUACAAUGAGAUUGACGCAGGAAUUUCAAGUAAUGUUAACUGGGAAAAGUUUUAUAUUGUAUUUUGGGUCAUUGGUUGGACUGAUGAUAGGAGUUUCACAGUAUAUAAUCAAUAUUAAGGAUACUGAAGAACGAGAGAAACGAAUGGGACUAGUGAGUUAUGCUGAUAGGCCAGUAAAAAUACUAUAAACUAGAGCUUAUAUAUUAAAAUUUUAGUCUAUAUUAUAAAAUAAACACAGACUAUAAUAACA
Messenger RNA from Colletes gigas, 526 nucleotides. RefSeq lists its product as uncharacterized. The transcript is spliced from 3 exons. The coding region runs from base 114 to 464 and encodes 116 amino acids. The record is from RefSeq and is a predicted model, not a curated record. Gene Ontology annotation, cellular component: mitochondrion. Lineage: Eukaryota; Metazoa; Arthropoda; Insecta; Hymenoptera; Colletidae.